AUGUUAGUUGCUUUGGAUCUGACAGUCGCUUACCUCGGAAUAGAGCAGAACAUGGCAAAUGCAAUAGCGCUGCCGAUCUGUAUCGGCAGUCCUGAGGCUAGCAGUCGCCGUGCAAUCCUCUUCCACCAGAGUCUCCGGAGCUACAGAGAUCGCCCUAGUCCCCUAAAACUUCUCCCCGACACCUUGCACUACCGGGUCGCAUAUCGAGAUUUCUUAAAGGAUGUUGAACUGAUCUUGACAGGAAACUGGUCCAUAGAUUUCUGGCGGUCGGAUAGAGGAGAGAAG
Molecule: messenger RNA, 285 nt
Organism: Acaulospora colombiana
Lineage: Eukaryota; Fungi; Glomeromycota; Glomeromycetes; Diversisporales; Acaulosporaceae
Source: the annotation of a GenBank genome assembly